AUGUUAGAUUCCCCACCCGAGACAGCCAAAGAAUUUUCUGAUUUGCCGAUUGAUGUCAUCGGAGAAAUUGUAGAGAAAAUGGAAUUGAAAGAACAAUUAAUCCUCCGAAAAGUGUGCAAACAACUCCGAGAUGUCGUCGAUGAGCAAAAGACUUCCCCCUUUGAAGCGAUUGAGAUUUCGUGUGGAGAUACAGAAAUUUUCUGUCGAUAUAACUGUGAAGAUGUGGUUUAUGCAUUGAGGAUACCAAGGGAUCAUCAUAAUGCAAAAGUAGUUCAUGGAGACGAUUAUAUCGGAGUCGCAUGCAACGAUCUGAAAAUGGCGUUGGGAAAUCCGAAAUUUGUUUUGCCCCGCUUCCGCUUUUUCUACAGAAGCUAUAAAGAAAGUGUACCAAGUUUAGAAUUCGAAACACUUGUAUCAUUUCUGGAGUCCUUGGGCCACAAAGCGUCUGUUAGAUCAGUGGAUAUCGAUGCACCAGAAAUCGACGCCACCAUCAGAAUUCUCUCAUGUUUGAAUCCCAAAACACUGAAAUCUAUCGAAACUCAUCGAUUCAAAAUGUCUAGUUCGUGGAGUUUGACCGAUUCGAUAAAAAAUAAAUUAGAUGAGUUGGCUGAAAUGGAACAAUGGAAACAGGCAGAAGAAUUGAGUUGUCCUCAUCCAACUUUUCUUUUCAAGCCCGAGCAUUUUUCGAGUUUCAAGCGAAUCAAUUUCAAAGAGUUUGGUUAUGACAGCGGAGCACUUGAAAAAUACAAAAAAAUAUUUCUGGCACCCUUGUCCAAAACUAUCCUCCUCUCUAUCGAACGUCGAGAUGAGUUUCAAUUAGAUGAGUCUAUUGAACUCCCCGGUACACCAGCUGCUCCAAUUGAACCGAAUAGUGUAAUUCGUCAUUUCGAUAUCCCGAAUUCGGAGGAUUAUUUGGAAUAUCACUUUUUGAUAGGACAGCAGGGAAUGACGAUCACAAAGAAGAGUAGGGAGUGA
Molecule: messenger RNA, 975 nt
Organism: Caenorhabditis remanei
Lineage: Eukaryota; Metazoa; Nematoda; Chromadorea; Rhabditida; Rhabditidae
Exons: 3
Coding region: 1-975 (324 amino acids)
Biological process (GO): innate immune response
Molecular function (GO): protein binding
Source: RefSeq, a predicted model, not a curated record